This is a messenger RNA of Tetrahymena thermophila SB210, 1329 nucleotides long. RefSeq names its product mannosyltransferase Pig-V protein. Gene Ontology annotation, biological process: GPI anchor biosynthetic process. Lineage: Eukaryota; Ciliophora; Oligohymenophorea; Hymenostomatida; Tetrahymenidae. Gene Ontology annotation, molecular function: alpha-1,6-mannosyltransferase activity; GPI mannosyltransferase activity. The record is from RefSeq and is a predicted model, not a curated record. The transcript has a single exon. Gene Ontology annotation, cellular component: mannosyltransferase complex; endoplasmic reticulum membrane.
AUGAAAAGUAAAACAUAGCUAAUACUAACAAGUAUUACAAUCAAAAUUCUCUUGUAUGUAUCACAAUAUUUUGUAGAUUAUCUCUUUGAAGAUUAUGAUAAAUCUACUGAGCUCUUUGAGCAAGAAGGUACACAUAGCAUUAUAGUUGAACUUUUGAAAUUUACUGCAAGAUGGGAUUCUCAUUUCUUCAUAAAAAUAGCAUUCAAAGGAUAUGAAUAUGAAAAAAAGCACGCAUUUCUUGAAACUUACCCUAAAUUCCUUAAAUUAAUCUCAUACAUAUCAUAAAAGAUGUUUAACCUUGAUAACUUUGCUUCUAUUCUUUUAGCAGGCUUUAUAUCAAAUUUAAUUUUAAACGCGUUAAGCACUGUUUUGUUAUACAAUAUAACGAGGCUUAAGUUCCCUAAUAUGAGCGAUAAAUUUUGUUAUGCUGUAAUAAUCUUAUUUCAAUUUACUCCAUCUAGCGCUUUCUUUAAUGCAGUCUAUUCUGAAUCUUUGUUUACUUUUGUUAUCUUUUUAUACUUGUUUCUCUUUUACAGGAAAUACUAGACUAUCCCUAAGAACUAAAAAGGUACUCAUCUGUUCACAUCUAUAACCAAUUACUCUUUUUCACUAUUACCUAGUAUUGUAUUGACUUUUUCUGUCUCAGUAAGAUCUAAUGGAAUGAUUUGGGUCGUUGUCGUAGGUUAUCCAAUCCUUGAAGCUUUUAUUUUGAAUUUAAUCAAUUCUGCUAAAGGGAAAUUUGAUUUCAAAGUGCUUUUUAACACAAUUUUUUGGGGUCUACUCAACAUCUUUUUAUGUUUAACACCAUAUAUUAGAGUACUUAUAAGUGCUGGAUCAGUUUACUGCUAGCCAGCAUACUUUGAAGAAAAUCCACCUUGGUGCAAAGGAAUUUUACCUAAUAUAUAUAAUUACAUCUAAGAUAAACAUUGGAAAGUUGGAUUUUUGACUUAUUAUACGCUUAACAGAACAUUUUACAUAAUAUGGGGAUUGUAUACUUUUAUAUUACUAUUUUCUUACAUCAUAAAAUACUUAUACAGCUUAAGACAAAAACCAGAAACCCUAUCCAUCUUCUCAGGUUUCGAUAUGGAAUCAUAAAUGCUAUAUACAAUAAUAUUGUUUUUCAUUUCAGUGUUCUUUGCUCAUGUGUAGUCAAGUACAAGAUUCUUUUCUUCAGAUCCAAGUCUUUAUUGGUUUUUAGCUGAUAUUUUAUUUAAUCAUGAAAAUAAGUCAAAAACUAAUACUAUUUCUAAGAUAUUAACAAUAGCUUACUUAGUCCAUUUCAAUAUUGCUGGAUUCUUCUUAUACUCUAAUUUUUACACUUGGACAUGA